AACAGCAACUCUGGAAGGGAAUUAAAUUCAAUGAAGUGAACAUUAGUGUGCUCUCAUUCAAAAUGAGUGGUUCAGUAUCACCAGGCAUUAGUAGGAGAAAUCCCCAAGAUGAAUAUGAACUCGUUCAGCGGAUAGGUAGCGGCACUUAUGGUGAUGUCUACAAAGCAAAGAGACUGGUCACCACUGAAUGGGCUGCUAUUAAAGUAAUCAAACUAGAGCCAGGUGAUGAUUUCACAAUCAUUCAGCAGGAAAUUUUGAUGAUGAAAGACUGCCAGCAUCCCAAUAUAGUGGCAUAUUAUGGGAGCUAUUUACGCAGGGACAAGCUUUGGAUUUGCAUGGAAUACUGUGGAGGUGGAUCCCUGCAAGACAUUUAUCAUAUAUCAGGUCCAUUGACAGAAAGCCAAAUUGCUUUAAUGUCUAAAGAAACCUUACAAGGAUUGGCUUAUCUUCACUCUCGCGGGAAAAUGCACAGAGAUGUCAAAGGAGCAAAUAUUCUCUUGACUGAUAACGGUGACGUCAAACUAGCCGAUUUUGGUGUGUCUGCUCAGAUCACUGCCACUUUAGGGAAACGAAGGUCCUUCAUAGGAACGCCCUACUGGAUGGCCCCAGAGGUGGCUGCUGUGGAGAGGAAAGGAGGCUACGAUCAGCAGUGCGACAUUUGGGCUGUAGGAAUUACUGCCAUCGAAUUGGCUGAAUUACAACCGCCCAUGUUCGAUCUGCAUCCCAUGAGAGCUCUUUUCCUCAUGUCCAAAAGUGGGUUCAAACCACCCGUUCUGAAAGAGAAAGCCAAAUGGUCAGCAGACUUCCAUAACUUUGUCAAAGUCGCAUUGACAAAGAAUCCUAAAAAGCGACCGCCGGCCAUACGUCUCUUGCAACACCCUUUUCUUCAGGGAAACCAUUUGAAUCGUCGGUUGGCGAUGGAAUUGCUGCAACAGGUUCAAAGCCCACACACACCCCAACGUUCAGAUAGCUUGACCGAAGCGGAUGAAGACUUGGCCAUCGGUGCAGCUCCGCAACGCAUAGCCUCGAGGCGAACGAAAUCGGAGCUCUUUAAAGAUGACGUAGGGCUUGAUUCCUCGGGCGCUUCCGGUUCGGCGGCCGAAGAAGUUUGGCCGAAUUCUAACGGAGGGGCAAACCACUACGACGUCGCAUCCGCAUGGAUGGAUAACGAUGCCGCAAACGAAGAACUUCACAGGACCUUAUUGCAGAACAUUGAGGAGGAACUCAAGGCAAGAGGCUUAGCAACUAGUCCUCCGCUGGAUCCAUACUCUUCGCAAGCGACGUUGCCCAUGUCCUCGUCACAUGAGAUAACCACCACCGAAUUAGAGGACAAAACUGCGACGCUAACGUUGGACGGCGCCGAAGAAGCGGAUCGAUGGUUGCGGGACAAUGGAGUUUUGCCUAUGGACAGCGGGGUGAGCGCUGCUCCGGUCGUGGCAUCGGAAACGGAUCCAUCGAUUCCGUCACGCCCUCCCAGGAGGAGAGAGCGCAAGAAGAGUACCCCGCCGUCACCGAAAUUGACCAGCAAUGGUCUUCCACCUACGCCCAAAGUUCACAUGGGCGCUUGUUUUUCAAAAGUCUUCAAUGGAUGCCCUCUCGGCAUUCACGGAACGGCCACUUGGAUUCACCCAGAAACGCGUGACCAGCACAUUCUCAUCGCCGCCGAAGAGGGUCUCUACACGCUUAACCUCAAUCAGUUGCACGAUGCGUAUGUUCACCUGCUUUACCCUCGUCGCACAAUUUGGAUGGUCGUUGUUAAAGACGUCCUAAUGACUUUAUCGGGGAAAACUCCGCACUUGUAUCGCCAUGAACUGAUUGCCUUGUUUAGUCAAGCUCAUGCCCGACAUGGAAAUCGCUUCCCACUUGAUCGCUUGCUAGUCCCUCGUCGCUUGUCACCAUCGCAGCGUGUGCCGGAGACAAGAAACUGCCUUCGAGCUUGUGUUGGCAAGAAUCCGUAUAACGGAUAUCGCUACUUGUGUGCCGCAACGCCAAAUGGCAUCUUUUUGAUGCAGUGGUACGAUCCACUCAACAAGUUUAUGCUUCUCAAGCACUAUGAAUGCCGCUUACCACAUCCGCUUACAGAAUUUGAAAUGUUGAUGAGUCCGGACAUGGAAUAUCCGCUUUUGUGUGUCGGUGUACGGAGAGGAUAUUCAUCUGAUUUGCGUCUUAACGUUGUAAGAUUGACGGCUACGGAAGCUUUCUUAGAUGACGGCAGUGUACCGGAAGAUAUUGAUGGUUUGGCGACGGUUUUGCCCAACCGAGAAGCAAUGGAUGUAGUGUGCGUUACUCCAUUGGAUAAAGAGUCUAUUCUAGUAGCUCAUGACUCAAUUGUUCAAGUGGUCGAUAUGCAGGGACAGGCUACUAAAAUGCGCUCGAUGAAAAGCAGCGCUCCUAUCAAAUUUAGCUUCCGCAUCGAAGCUGUUGUUUGCCUGUCUGACAGUAUUUUAGCUUUCCAUCGCCAUGGAAUGCAGGGACGAUCACUUCGCGAUGGAACAGUCACGCAAGAGAUAACGGAUCAGUCAAGAAUAUAUCGACUUCUUGGAUCAGACAAAGUCGUUGUACUCUCGAGUCGCUCAAGUUAUCAAGACGGAAGUACUGGUGAUGAAGGAGUCAAUUUACAUGUCCUAACAGGCCACGAAGCCACCUACUGAUUUCUAUUCAACUCUUUCCUCUUCUUGUAUGUCUUCUCUCUUUUUCAUUUCUUUUGAAAAUUCGGAAGUUUUUAGAGACAUCCUGGUCUAACCAGGUGGAUCAGUUAAUGAUCUGUAGCACAAGUUAUUGUACAUAUAUAUAUGUUGAGUCAUCAAGGGAAAUUGGUUGAACAAUGUACAUUCCGUAGUCCAAUAUUUUUUCUGUCCUCCCCCUCCAUCUUUUUGUAUCUGUGUAAAAAAAAAAAAAACAGGAAUGGGAGUAAUCGACGUUUUGGGAAGUUCCACAUCUUCGUACCGAGCUGGAAAUCAUUUAAGUCAAAAAGCCUGAAUAAAUUCGUCUUCGUUACAAA
Messenger RNA from Daphnia pulicaria, 3001 nucleotides. It is a transcript of the gene hppy, whose product is annotated as mitogen-activated protein kinase kinase kinase kinase 3-like. NCBI's taxonomy places the organism in Eukaryota, Metazoa, Arthropoda, Branchiopoda, Diplostraca, Daphniidae. Gene Ontology annotation, biological process: protein phosphorylation. The coding region runs from base 63 to 2651 and encodes 862 amino acids. The record is from RefSeq and is a predicted model, not a curated record. Gene Ontology annotation, molecular function: ATP binding; MAP kinase kinase kinase kinase activity. The transcript has 19 exons.